Molecule: messenger RNA, 1474 nt
Organism: Carassius carassius (crucian carp)
Lineage: Eukaryota; Metazoa; Chordata; Actinopteri; Cypriniformes; Cyprinidae
Product: fat storage-inducing transmembrane protein 1
Exons: 2
Coding region: 88-1002 (304 amino acids)
Biological process (GO): lipid storage; phospholipid biosynthetic process; lipid droplet organization
Cellular component (GO): endoplasmic reticulum membrane
Source: RefSeq, a predicted model, not a curated record
AGAUGCUAGAACAGUCUCAUUUCUCUCCUUCCCUCAGUAAGUCGAUCUGUUGAACAUGCAGUGAAAGUUCUGCCCUCAGAAACCAAGAUGGAUCUUUGGAGACUAAAGGAGAUAUUUUAUAGGAUCCAGAACUCUGUCAACCAGCUUCUGCACUGGAUUCUGGUGCGCUUCACUGAUCUCACAGCUGGACUGCUGGCUCAUUUCUUGUUCAGACGCCAUUUUCACUUCCUCCUCUCUGUGCUGGUGAUGUUUGGACCUGUUCUGAGUCUCUGGGUCUCCAAGUACAGCAUAUUUGGCAACAAGAAUCACUACCUGUACAGGCUCUUCCUGCAUUCCUGCUGGGGCUGGACCUGUAUAUUAUGUGGCUCUUUCAUCUUUCUUCUCUCAUACUGCAUCAGUAACUCGUUCAUUCACUCAGUCCGUCAUCUCUCUCGAUUCGCUGUGGCCGGGACGCUGUGGACACUGUGCCGCCGUCUCCUCUCCUUCCUAGUGGACGCCUCUGGAAGCUGUUUUGAGCCACUUCAAAGCCCCACAGACGUCCACAGGAACCCCAAGAAGCUCCUGGACUCUGAUACAGGCCCCUUAUUACUACUGAGAGAGAAACAGGGUAAAGCAGCCUGCCUUAAGGCCGGCCUACAGUGGCAGGGAUGUGAGGUGUCUGAUGACAUCCUCAUUCUGAGUUUAUGUUGUUUGAUUCUUGCUGAAGAAAUAGUGGUUUUUAGGCCCUGCGUGGCUCUAGGAAAGCCUGUAGGGACGCCACUGAGGAUACUCUUCUUGUUGUGUGUGUUGUUGAUGAGUCUCUGGAUCUUCCUGAUUGUCUGCUUGCUAGCACACUUCCCGCUGUUCCCUUCCCAGCUGGUUGGAGGUGCUCUUGGGUAUCUGGGAUGGAAGGGUCUUUAUUAUAAGGGCUGGUGUGUUUUAAAGCCUGGCUGGUGCUGUGUUGGAAGAACAAAAGCUUUGAUUUCAGAUAACACAUGUAAUACUGCAUCCAAUGAGACAUGAAUGUUAAAGAAAUGAGAAAUAGAAUAUGUAAAAAGGUGUCAGAGACAAAAAAAUAUACAUACCUUUUAAUUAGAUACACAAAUUCAGGUUCAACCGAAAUGUCUUUUUGUUUUUUUUAAAGUCUCUUCUGCUCACUAAGGCUAUGAUUAUUUUAUUAAUAUACUCUAUAACAGAUAUGUCGUGAAAUUUUAAAAUAUUGCAAUUUAAAAUAACUUUUUCCUAUUUGAAUAUAUUUUAAAGAAUAAUUUAUUCCCGAUGGCAAAGCUGAAUUUUCAGCAGUCAUUACUCAAUUAUUACAAGUUUUUGUAACAUUAUAAAUUUCUUUCCUGCCUCCAUUGAUCAGUGAUGUGCAUCUUUGCCACAUAAAUGUAUUCAUUUAAAAAAAAAAGUACAGCUUCUAAACUUUUAAAUUGCAAUGUAAAUUAACAUUAUAUUUAACGUAAAAUAAACUUUUGUUAAAAAGGACUAUAAA